AUGUCGUCAGCCGUGUUGCCAUGGCAAUCGAACCCGGUGUCUGGAACGGGGUCCAUCCACGAGGCUGCAGAUCUGGGCGACAUAAGGAAAUUGGAAGAGUUCAUUCAAAGGGGGCUGGACAACGGCUACCCGGACCGGGUCAGCCUUCAGGUGCGGGAUGAGCUGCUGGGAGCCAUGCCGCUUCACUUUGCCGCGGAGCGCGGACAUCUCAACGUGGUGGAGUUUCUCGUCCAGCAUCAGGUGGACAUCGAUGCCGGAGACAACAACCGCGUGACGGCCUUGCACCUGGCCAGCAUAACCAACAGUGUACGCGUGGUUGACUUUCUCAUCCAAAACGGCGCCAAAGUGGCACUCCCGGACUGCACUGGGGACACCCCCUUGCACUGGGCGGCCACGCGCGGACACCCCCAGACAGCAGAGAUACUCGUACAGCACAAGGCCCCCGUGGACCCGUCCAACCACCAAGGCUGGACCCCGCUCCACAGGGCUGCUUUCAACGGCCGCACGUCCACCUGCGAGUUCCUCCUCAAAAGGGGGGCCAGCCUGCAGGCCGUUAACGUUGACGGCAACACCGCCCUGCACGUGGCCUGCGCCUCCAACCGCAUGACGACGGCGGAGUAUCUGCUGACGUGGGACACGCCCCUGGACAUACGCAAUGCUGAGGGCCGCACGCCGGCGGACAUGGUGAGCGAGAAAUUCGCAGAGGCCAUGGCGGAGAUCGUGGCCACGCACCAGAGGGAGAAAAAACGCCCCAGGGCGUACCUGGCAAAGCAGGCCAUCAAGAGGAUGCAGACAAGGACGAGCGUGGCCCCGUCGAGGCCGGAUUCGGGAGUGGGUCGCGCAUCCCCGGGUGCCCGGGCGGGUGUGAGGAUGCCAUCUUCACCUGAGGCGCGACGGCCCUCUUUGCCGCACAGGGCGCUCAGGGAACGCGACGCACUGGGCUUUCCGCUGGUGGCGGAGGAGACGCCCAGCCUGCCUCCCCCGACGCCCGAAUUCGGUGAGCUGGAGCUGGUGUCGUACAUUGAGGCGUCCAGGAGGACCCCGCUCUCCCCCAGGAGCGGCUCGUCAGGGUCAGGUCCUGCACAGGGCCUCGUGGGCACGGACCGGCAGGAAGACGUCGACCUGCUGUCGUCGAGCUCCGUCGUCAAGACGACCACAGGUGCUGGGGGCGUGGGCGGGCGCCUGGGGGGCGAGCUGAAAGCCGUGGACGACGAUCUGAUGUCGCCUUGGGACAGCGAUGACGACGACAAGGAGCGAGGCGACGGCCGUGAUGACGUGGGGCAUGCCAAGUCGGGCGUCGUCAGGGGAGAUGAUUUGUUGGGAGGAGUAAAGAGGCGGUCUUCUUUCAACGUCAAGUUCCUGGAGAAAUACAACCUGCAGAAGCACACCCUGUUCGCGCCCUGA
Messenger RNA from Ostreobium quekettii, 1404 nucleotides. NCBI's taxonomy places the organism in Eukaryota, Viridiplantae, Chlorophyta, Ulvophyceae, Bryopsidales, Ostreobiaceae. The record is from the annotation of a GenBank genome assembly.